Molecule: messenger RNA, 1805 nt
Organism: Hyla sarda
Lineage: Eukaryota; Metazoa; Chordata; Amphibia; Anura; Hylidae
Product: membrane-spanning 4-domains subfamily A member 4D-like
Exons: 8
Coding region: 326-1285 (319 amino acids)
Cellular component (GO): membrane
Source: RefSeq, a predicted model, not a curated record
GACUUUUCCUCAGCACAGGUCUUGAUGAAUCUCCCCAAUAUGAGGGAGAUUUUACUUAAACCUGUGCAGUGGGAGAGUGAUGUAGUUGCUCAUAGCAACCAAUCUGAUUGCUUCUUUUAUUUAUCAGUGGCCUUUUCAAAAAGGAAAGAAGCGAUCUGAUUGGUUACUAUGGGCAACUGGUCAACUUUUCUUUGCACAGGCUUUCAGAAAUCUCCCCCAUAUUUACAAAUGGACCAAACAUUUGAAUGCAAUAUAUUCCAGCACAAGUACAAGAUGAGAAGUCUCCAACAUCAUUGGUUUCCAGUGAGGAAGGACUUGACCGCACAUGAUUCCCAACCAGCCUGUAUGUACAUUAGUGCCAGCAUCUACAAUGUCUACAACAAACAAUGGGAAUUUAGCUCACACCAAUGAGACCUUACAGAACCAAGCUCCCACAGCUCUUCCUACUUAUCAGACCUCACAGAACCAAGGUCUCACUGCCGUUCCUAAUUGGAAUACACAAGUUCCUCCCUUCUUACAAAAUGCCCCUCCACCAUUUCCUGCAUAUAAUGCCGCUCCUUCAGCACAGAUGUGGACUAUCCCCACAGUGGCACCACAAUAUAGCUUGGCUACAGUAGUAGCCCCAAAUACAGAUCCAUCAUCUCCUUUUUACCAAACAUUCCUAAAAGGCAAACCAAGAGCUUUGGGGAUUGUAUUGAUUGUUUCAGCCAUCUUGGAGAUUGCUUUGGGAAUUACUCUUAUUUUUACCAUAUUCACCAUAACAUUACCAAGUGGUAUUGUUUUUUGGGGUUCAAUUUUUUACAUCAUCGCAGGGUCUCUCACCAUUGCUGCUCAUGCUAAACCCAGCCUGUGCUUGGUCAAAGGAUCCCUCUCCUUAAACAUCAUCAGCUCCAUAACCAGUAUUGUUGCUAUAAUACUAACUAUUGUUGAUCUAGGGACCACCUAUUGCUAUUACUAUUGGGAUGAUGAUCAUACAGACUACUACUUUAAUGAAUGCCUGCAACGGCUCGGAGGUGUACAUGCAGUACUAUCUAUUCAUCUUAUUAUAAAUUUGUUGCUAUUCUGUGUGUCCUUAUCCCUCUCCAUUUUUGGAUGUCGUUCUUUAUCAACGGUUUCCUCAAAUGGUCCUCAGAUGUUUUUGAUCCAAAAUAAUGGUGUGGUUUCAAUGAAUCCGUCUACAGUCCCAGCCACAUUUUCGGGAGUUGCUCAACCAUUUCCAACAGCAAAUGCACCACCUCCUCCAACUUAUGUGUUUUCAGAAGCCAAAGCUAGACCAAUGUCAUAGUUAUUUUACAUAUUUCAAAGAACAUUCCCUAAAUUCAGACACAACUGAUAAGUUAAAAAAAUCUCUAUUAAUCAGAACCAUCUAUCUUUACAUAUAGAAUUGGCAUUUUUAUAUAAUGGAUCAAGCUGAAUUUUAAGUUAAAAUUUCUUCUUAACAAUGUAAUUUAGUGAUGUUUAGUAAUGUUAAUAAAUGUUAAUAAACGAUACAACAUUCCACCAUGAUUUCAGGCUGUUCCACAGUAGAAGGGGUGUGAUCACAUACAUUGCUAUACAUUGUGAAAAUUAUCUGUUACCUCUGUUUCAUUGUUAUUUCAUUUGUGUUCUUGUUAUUUUUAACCCCUUCAUGACCCAGCGCACAUUUUUUUAGUCCACACAUUCUAAGUCCCAUAAUUUGACAAUGUUGUAUUAGGGUUUCUUUUUUGUCAGACAACUUGUACUUUUCAUUAGCAUACAUUAUUUUAUCAUAUAAUGUAUUGCGGAGCAGGAAACAAAAUACAUGUAAGGCAAAAUUGAACAAAAUA